Vitis riparia (riverbank grape) is the source of this 2198-nucleotide messenger RNA. RefSeq names its product protein adenylyltransferase SelO. Lineage: Eukaryota; Viridiplantae; Streptophyta; Magnoliopsida; Vitales; Vitaceae. The record is from RefSeq and is a predicted model, not a curated record. The transcript has 8 exons. The coding region runs from base 40 to 1995 and encodes 651 amino acids.
GGGCAAAAAAAAGGGAAAAAAAGGGAGACGAGUCAAGCUAUGCUAUCCCAUUUAUCAUCUGCCUCACUUCCACUAAAACCCUCCACCGUCACCGCCACCGCCUUCCUCCGCCUCUCCUCCCGCAACCUCCGCUUCUCUUAUUCCUCCUGCCCCAUUUUUUCUCCUUUUUUCCGCUCCCGUCCCUCCCUUUGCUCCAAACUUUCCCGUUCUUUUCAUUUCCGCCCCGGUGUUUCGUCGGAAUCUGCUUUCUCCCCCUCCAGAUCCAUGGAGGCGUCGCCUUCGGCCGAUGCUGCCCCGACGGUGGAGUCUUUGGCGGACGGGCUGAGGAAUCAGAGGCUGGGGAGCGAGAAUAGGGUUUUGUUGAGGCUUGAGGAUCUGAAUUGGGACCAUUCGUUUGUUCAUGAGUUGCCUGGUGAUCCGAGGACCGAUCCGAUUCCGCGGCAGGUAUUGCAUGCUUGUUAUACAAAAAUAUCCCCAUCAGCUGAAGUGGAGAAUCCUCAGCUUGUUGCAUGGUCAGAAUCAGUUGCUGAGUUGCUUGAUUUGGAUCCUAAAGAAUUUGAACGCCCAGAUUUCCCACUAAUUUUUUCUGGGGCAUCCCUUCUUGUGGGAGGGUUGCCCUAUGCUCAAUGCUAUGGAGGUCAUCAAUUUGGCAUGUGGGCUGGUCAGUUAGGUGAUGGUCGGGCCAUAACACUAGGAGAGCUUCUGAAUUCCAAGUCCGAACGAUGGGAAUUGCAGCUGAAAGGUGCUGGUAGGACUCCAUACAGCCGGUUUGCAGAUGGCCUUGCAGUUUUACGAAGUAGCAUUCGAGAAUUCCUUUGUAGCGAAGCAAUGCACAGCCUUGGAAUUCCAACAACACGUGCACUUUGUCUUGUGACUACUGGGAAAUAUGUCACCCGGGACAUGUUUUAUGAUGGCAAUCCAAAGGAAGAACCUGGUGCAAUUGUUUGUAGAGUUGCUCAAUCCUUUUUGCGAUUUGGUUCUUACCAAAUACAUGCUGCUAGAGGGAAGGAGGAUCUUGGCAUUGUUCGUGCUUUGGCAGACUACACUAUUAGGCAUCACUUCCCUCAUAUCGAGAACAUGACCAGGAGUGAGGGUUUAUCUUUCAGCACAGGAGAACAAGAUGAAUCAAUUGUGGACUUAACUUCAAACAAGUAUGCUGCUUGGUCGGUGGAGGUGGCUGAACGUACUGCUUCCUUAGUUGCAAGCUGGCAGGGGGUUGGUUUCACCCAUGGCGUGUUGAACACUGACAACAUGAGUGUGUUGGGUCUCACCAUCGACUAUGGUCCAUUUGGGUUUUUGGAUGCUUUUGAUCCCAGUUACACUCCAAAUACCACAGAUCUUCCAGGUCGAAGAUACUGUUUUGCAAAUCAACCUGAUAUUGGUUUAUGGAAUAUAGCUCAGUUCACAUCAACCCUAGUGUCUGCUGAGUUGAUAAAUGAUAAGGAGGCAAACUAUGCCAUGGAAAGAUAUGGAACCAAAUUUAUGGAUGAGUAUCAAGCUAUAAUGACCAGAAAACUUGGCCUGCCAAAGUAUAAUAAACAGUUGAUCAGCAAACUUCUUAACAAUAUGGCUGUUGAUAAAGUCGAUUAUACAAAUUUCUUUCGCUUGCUUUCCAACAUUAAAGCUGAUCCAACGAUUCCACAAGACGAGUUGUUAACUCCACUGAAAGCUGUUCUGUUAGACAUCGGCAAGGAACGCAAGGAGUCUUGGAUUAGCUGGGUGCAAUCCUACAUUCAGGAGUUGGCUGCUAGUGGAAUUUCAGAUGAGGAGAGGAAGGCCUCAAUGAAUUCUGUUAAUCCCAAAUACGUUCUCAGGAACUAUCUAUGCCAAAGUGCCAUAGAUGCGGCUGAACAAGGUGAUUUUGGAGUGGUUCGCAGGAUACUGAAAAUUAUGGAACGCCCAUAUGACGAGCAACCAGGAAUGGAGAAAUACGCUCGGUUGCCCCCAGCUUGGGCUUAUCGGCCAGGUGUGUGCAUGCUUUCCUGUUCUUCGUGAACUGCUCGCUACAAUUACACAAAUACCAAAAACAAAAAAAAAAGGAAAAAAGGAAUGUAGGUUGCUGUAUAUAACAGUUAAAUCGAAGGUUUUUUCUUAUGUAAUAAACCGCAGUUGUAUACAUUCCACUGUCUUCUUUAUUCAGUGAAUGCAUUUAGUGUAAUACAGUUGGAAGCAGAUACAUAUACUCUCUUUUAAGUUAA